GUGCGGGGGUCCGGCGGGGAGACACGGACGGACGGAGACAGACAGACAGACCGCCCGCGCCGCGGCGCCCCCCGACGUCCCGCCCCGCAGGUAACUGAGGCCAGAGGAGGACAGCGAGCGGAGGCGGCCACCCCUACCAGGCCCCAUCGAGCUGUGGCGUGGGCAGAGCGGCGGGCACCAUGAGCGUCGGCUUCAUCGGGGCCGGCCAACUGGCCUUUGCCCUGGCCCGGGGCUUCACGGCAGCAGGCGUCUUGGCCUCCCACAAGAUCACAGCAAGCUCUCCCGACAUGGAACUGCCCACGGUUUCUGCUCUCCGGAAAAUGGGGGUGAACCUGACCCCGAAUAACAAGGAGACGGUGCAGCACAGCGAUGUGCUCUUCCUGGCCGUGAAGCCCCAUAUCAUCCCUUUCAUCCUGGACGAGAUCGGCGGGGACAUCGAGGACCGGCACAUCGUGGUGUCCUGCGCCGCCGGCGUCACCAUCAGCUCCAUCGAGAAGAAGCUGACGGCCUUCCAGGCGGCGCCCAAGGUGAUCCGCUGCAUGACGAACACCCCCGUGGUGGUGAGGGAGGGGGCCACGGUCUACGCCACGGGUACCCACGCCCAGGUGGAGGAUGGGAAACUCCUGGAGCAGCUGAUGGGCAGCGUGGGCUUCUGCACGGAGGUGGAGGAGGACCUCAUCGACGCCGUCACCGGGCUGAGCGGCAGCGGCCCGGCUUACGCCUUCACCGCCCUGGAUGCCCUGGCCGACGGCGGGGUGAAGAUGGGGCUCCCCCGGAGACUGGCCGUCCGACUCGGGGCCCAAGCUCUGCUGGGAGCGGCCAAGAUGCUCCUGGAUUCGGAACAACAUCCCGGGCAGCUGAAGGACAACGUCUGCUCGCCCGGAGGGGCCACCAUCCACGCCCUGCACUUCCUGGAGAGUGGCGGCUUCCGUUCGCUGCUCAUCAACGCCGUCGAGGCCUCCUGCAUCCGCACGCGGGAGCUGCAGUCCAUGGCGGAUCAAGAGAAGAUCUCCCCCGCCGCCAUCAAGAAGACGCUUCUGGACAAGGUGAAGCUGGAGUCCCCCUCCAACCGGGUCAAGUUUUUUAACCGCAGCCAGGGAUCCGGGGGCAAAAAGGAUUGAGGGGCGGUGGGUGGAGGGGGCCAUUAAGCUCCCUCGCUCUCCCCUCGUCGACCCCUCCCCGUUCUCCAUCCCCCCCCCUUCCCCUUCCCGAAGAGGAGAGGUCUUCCCAGAUCGGUAGGAUUCCCUCGACUGUCCGCGGCGCUGACGGGGCAGAGCCGGGGGUCGGUUAAUCCAGUAAUGGUACUUAUUGAGCGCCGGCUCGGUACGAUUCCUGCCCUCAAGGAGCGUACGGUCGGGCGGGGAGAAGGAGCCCGGGUUUCUGUCCCCCCCCCCCCGUAAGCGAGUCCCCCGCCACGGGCAUCCCGCCGGGACCAACCCCCACUCCCCCGCACAUCAGUUCGGGUCAGCGGGGGGCUUCUCUCCCUCUCCAAGCAGUCAGGCUGACCUCUUCAAGGUCACCCCCAGGACCUGGGUUCUAAUCCCGGCUCUUCCGGGUGACCUCGGGCCGGUCGCUUGGCUUCCUCGUCUGUCACACGGCGAGCCGGUGCCCAGUCUCCCUCCCGCUCGGGUUGCGAACCCUGGGCGGGGCAGGGGUUGAGUCCAACCUGAUUGACUUGAAUCUCCGCCACCGCUUAGUGCAGUGCUUGGCGCGUAGUAAGCACUUACUACCCUCAGCAUCGUCAUCAUUUGGAUUAUCCUAAGGACCCCCCCCACCCGCCAUCAACUCUGGGGAAGGUCACCCAACCCCCGGCCCCCCAAAAAAGCAUCACGGCCCCAUCCCGGAAAAACCUAGCGUAAUUUAUUGCCUCCAGUGGGAAGACCCAGCCCUAUCUCUGUGUCCCUGGGCAAGACGCUCUGCCUCUCUGUGCCUCAGUUUCCCCAUCUGAAGUCCGGGGACACCGAGACACCCCGGGAUUCCUCCCCCACCCAAACAAUAAACUUUUUGCUCGUCA
Messenger RNA from Tachyglossus aculeatus (Australian echidna), 2014 nucleotides. RefSeq names its product pyrroline-5-carboxylate reductase 1 (gene PYCR1). The transcript is spliced from 8 exons. The record is from RefSeq and is a predicted model, not a curated record. Gene Ontology annotation, molecular function: pyrroline-5-carboxylate reductase activity. NCBI's taxonomy places the organism in Eukaryota, Metazoa, Chordata, Mammalia, Monotremata, Tachyglossidae. Bases 180 to 1121 code for a protein of 313 amino acids. Gene Ontology annotation, biological process: L-proline biosynthetic process.